CAGGGCUCGGUGUAAAAACUCCGCGCUCCACUAGAUGGCGCUGCUAGCCUACUGGGUUGGAUUGUUUCAGGGCUUGUCGGUGCACAGGUGCAUGCGCAGGAGCGGUGGAAAAUGGCGCCACCCAGCUACCCAGUCUGUUCUCCUCGGAUCAGCAAUUGCGCACCGGUCCUCCGUUUUCAGCUCUCGUCCACUCCCUGCUUUUCCAUUCUCCGUGAGCAGGCCCCAGGCAGUACCUCUCUCCCAAGUUUUGUCUCAGAUGCGGCUGUUUUCCCCGGCCCCUUACUUCCGAAGGACUGUGGCUUUGACCCGCUCCGCCCCUCUGCGGGAAGGUCUCACUGAGCAGUGGCCGAAUGAGCAAUGGCCGAAUGUCGGCUGCACCCGGGAACGCUUGCCGGACCCUGCUGGUGCCGCUGCCCUGAGACUGCGGCCAGGUGUCAGCCCGCCCCCCAAAAAGAUCGCGAGAGGGUGUAGCCUCAGCGUUUCAGGGACCGUGGAAAAUCACAACACACAUCUGGCACCAGGCUUCACCCUCAACGACCUCGUCCCAGCACCAGCGAGUGUGGCCGCCUUCCGGGGUCUGCUGGGACCAGGUGGCCUCAACAGUCUCUACCGAAUGUCCUUUCAUUCCGGCAGUGGAACCGCUUUUCCCCGUGUGGCCCGAGAACCUCCCGGACCCCACUCUGUUCCUGGGGAUUCACCUUUCCCACCAGCGCACCGCCAGGAACCCCAGGAACCUGAAGAGCAUGUGUGUUAUUAACCAGAUACGAUCCGGCAGCUCCUUCCGAGCUGGAGUCUGACUACUAAUAGACUGGCACAGCUCAGGACUGCUCCCAGAAAGAGGAAUCUGUAGCUAAGUUGGCAGGUGGGACAGAUACUGAGGGUGCCACCAGGCAAACAGUUGACCACUGUGCAAUGGGUCCAGGAAGAUGUGGACUCUGUUUGCCGUAUGGUUUUGGGCCACCAUGGACAGGGGUACCCUGGAACACCAGCGUCACUUGAUGAUUCUCUGUGUCCACAUUCACACUGAUAACGAACAGUGUAAAUGCCAACCCUAUUACAAUUGCAAUAAAGAAGAAAUUGAGAGUGGUGUCACCAUAAACUUAUAAUUUCGUUUUGGUCCAGGUUUUCAAUUAUUUACUGUAUGAGUUUUGCUUUAAUCUUGCCUGGGAUGUUGUCCUUCAUUUUCUAAUAUUUUAAUAAUCUUGGUAGAUUUUGAUGUGCCUGGAAUUUGUUCAUUCCUAAGUGGAUAGCCUGUUGUCCUGGCACCAUUUAUUGAGAGAAUUUGUGACUUCCCUGACUUCACAUUCAGUGUUUCAAACGUUGAAUUGAAAUGCUAUUUCUAUGGAACGUCACAUUGCUGUAGAUGAUGUAUUCUUUAGGUUUUUUUCAUUGACUCAUUUUCUAUUCCUGGAACAAUACCACAUGUUAAAAACUGCCAUGGUUUUGUUUUUGUAGAUGUUAUGACACAAAUCCCUGUGUUUUCUUUCAAAUAACUUUAAAUCUGGGCUUGAAUAAGGAGAGACUUUACUUAGAAGGACUAUUGUUUGUAGGGAGAAGAUUCUCAGAAAUCCAUGAGUAUCUCAAAAUCAUAUGGAAAAAUAUUUUUAUUUUAUAGGGCAAAGGAAGAAGCAGGCGGAG
Molecule: messenger RNA, 1638 nt
Organism: Felis catus (domestic cat)
Lineage: Eukaryota; Metazoa; Chordata; Mammalia; Carnivora; Felidae
Exons: 2
Coding region: 35-757 (240 amino acids)
Source: RefSeq, a predicted model, not a curated record